This is a messenger RNA of Nymphalis io (European peacock), 1661 nucleotides long. RefSeq lists its product as uncharacterized. Lineage: Eukaryota; Metazoa; Arthropoda; Insecta; Lepidoptera; Nymphalidae. Bases 445 to 894 code for a protein of 149 amino acids. The transcript has 5 exons. The record is from RefSeq and is a predicted model, not a curated record.
CGCGUGUCGAAGGAGUGGGACGCGUGCGUGUUUCCCGCCGAAAGUUUGUCGCGUACGCGUUGUGAACAAUUUUUACUAUGGUAACAUUGAUUAUUAUGAUAGAUACUUUUUAGUUAAAAUAAAUGGUAUAAGUUUCGACGAAUUCAACGUAUAUGUGAAUGUAUGCUUUUUGCAGAUGUGCCUCGCGAUCAGAACUUCGAUUUCAAAUCCCAGCUGAUACGGCCAAAAUUGAAUACUGGCUGAAAAUAAUGUUAAGGAGCUUUUGAAGUAAUUAAAAAUUUCAAAUAAAACGAAAUUUUGAAAAGGAACGCGUUUGUUUAUCGCGGCAGUCGCGCAGGCGGCGCCGCAUUGUUGGUUGUGGCUCGUAGGGGCUGCUGGUGUGGUUGGUGGGCGGUGGCGAGCGCGGGUGCAGCAAGCGCACAGCGCAGCCCGCUCGGCUGGGCUAUGGGCAGCUCACAGCGAAUAGCCGCAGUGGCGGCCGUAUCUCAUGCGAAACAUUACUACAACCAUACACGACCAGACGUUGCACAGACCUCUGAGGCGACACAUUAUACCGUCAAUAUAUUUUUUGUAAGUGCAACUUUAUGUGGCGUGUUGGUGGCGGUGUGCGCGGCGUGCUGGCGUCGCUCGGCACCCACUGACAAGCCGGAAGACGUAACAGAAUGUGGAGUAUACACAGUCAGCUCUGACGCGAGGCUGGGGCAGCAAUUCCUCGACGAAAUGCCCGGCCCUCCGCCGGCGUACGAGACGGUCGUCGAGGGAACGUCAGCGAUCAAAGAAGACAUUCUUCAGGAAGUACUAUCGGAGCCGUGUUCAAAAUGCAAACCGACAAAAGGCGAUAGUGGUCUACCAUCAUACGAGGCGGCCGUGUUACUACAUGAUACAAAAUUAUAAUAAAUUCUAGCUUCAUCCACGUCAUCGUCCCUGAACACCAACGCUACUUAUGACCAAAAUAAUAUUAGGUAAUUAUCAAUUGAGCUACGCUUGUAAUCAUUUAUGCGAUAAAUAAAUAUAAUACUUAAAACGUAACCACACGAAUACGUGUUAUAAAACUACUAGAAAGUUUAUCGUUUGAAGUGUGAUUAUUUUGUUAUUUCUUUCGCAGUGGGCAUUAAUAGUUUUGAACUAUUUAAAUAAUUAUAUAAAUUAAUGAAAACAGUUAAUUUUAUUAUUACUAUAUACAUAAAAAUAUUCUUGGAUUUUGGGGAUUUGCAAUUUAUUUUUAAACAUCAGUUCAAAUCAAUCAGUUUUUUGAACAGAACGAGAUAACAAGAAAUAUGAUAAUUCUAGGAAAUUUCAAAGAUGUUCCUCCGUUUGACAUACAAGUGAAUAUUAUCAGAGAACAGCACAUCUCCAGCGGUGGUUCAUGUAUUGUUAUUUAAUUGAAGUUUCCCGUACUAAAUAUGUUUGAUUUUUAGUAUUUUUGUUUUGCGUUUUUGUAUGAGAAGUGCUCUCACACGGAACGCUUGACAUCAUUAAAAGUAUUUUUAUUUGGUAUUACAAUAGACCGCAGCGGUAUGAAAUUUGGUUUCGUUGUUGAAAUAGUUUGAAGAUGGGACUUUUUGGGAACUUAUAUAAUGACAUUUGUAUUUUAUUUCCAUCCACCUUUAUGUUAUGUAUAUUGUUAUGUAUUCGUCGUUAUUUGUUUUAAUAUAUUUCUU